Molecule: messenger RNA, 5902 nt
Organism: Aphidius gifuensis
Lineage: Eukaryota; Metazoa; Arthropoda; Insecta; Hymenoptera; Braconidae
Product: transmembrane protein 94
Exons: 18
Coding region: 302-4633 (1443 amino acids)
Molecular function (GO): nucleotide binding
Source: RefSeq, a predicted model, not a curated record
CUAGCCACUGAAAAAAAAAGAGAAAGAGUUUAUUUUUGAUAUGAUGAAGAUGAUGAUGAUGAUGAAAUGAGAUAGAGAUAUAGCAGACAGAACAACACAACAACAGAACAACAAGCUGGCUCAGCCAAGUGUUCACUGUUGUUGUGGACUUGUGGAGUUGUGGUGUGUGGUGUAUAUAAAGUGUGGAUGCUGAAAUGAUACAACUUUUGUUGUGAUUAAUUAAUUGUAUAUAAUGAAUUAAUUUGUGUAAUAUAUAAAUUUUAAUUAAUGUAGAAAAACAAAUAAAGUUUUUUUUUUAGAAAUGGCAGAAAAUAGAUUUGAAGGUAAUGCUGGGAAGAGAAAAACAACAAAACUUAGAAUUGCUAGUAAUGAAACUCUAGGCUUGACAACAGCUGAAGCAUUAGAAAAACUUACAAAUGACAUUCGUAAUGUAUUAGAACAACAUGAAAAAAAAUCAUGGAAAAAUAAAAGCUAUAAAGGAUGGUUAAAAGAUGCAUUACAUCAUAAAAGUCAAUAUACAACACUUUGUUGGACAUCUGCAAUGGCACUUAUUAUUAAUUCAUUGAGUUUAAUUAUUGGAACAAUUUAUAAAUCAGAUAAUGGAUCAUCAUCAUCAUCAUCAUCAUUGCCAUAUGAAGGAUUAAUUGUAUUAUUAUUUGUAAUAUUUAAUUUUAUUUUAGUUGUUGCUGAUAAUAAAUUACGACACAAUGAAAUACCCCAUCGAGUACGUAUAUUAAUUAAAAAAUUAGAAUCAGCACAAAAUAUAUGUAAAUGGGAAGCAGAAAAUUAUCCUCAUCUAUGUACACCAUUAUCACCAUGUUUAACAUUACAAUGGACAUAUCGUGAUGGUAAAAUAAUUAAUUUACCAUGGGCAUUAUUAGUUAUGGGUGAUAUUAUUGUUAUAAAACCAGGUCAACAAGUACCUGGUUAUUGUAAACCAUUUGACUGUCAAAAUGAUCCAAAGCUAUAUGCCAAAGAUAUAUAUAAUCCACCAGCACACAGUACAAAUGAAAUAUUUUCAACUCCACAAGCACGUUUACCACGACAAAAUAAAUUAUAUAUGUUAUAUGAAACUCCGUAUUUAACAAAUUUACGUAUGGCAUUGGAGCAAGCACUUGUACGACCAGUAACAUAUUACAAUCGUGAACGUCAUUUAGUUAUGAUUUGUUGUAUUGAACAAUUAUUAUAUCCAAUAAUAUUAAUUAUUAUAUUUAUAUCAAAUUUAUUACGUUAUUUAUAUCUUUUUGAUAAUUUUGGUAUUGGUCAUUGGGUUGAUAUAUUUAUUAAUCAACCAAUUGCAACAACACUACCAUUAUUACCAAUUGUAUUUUCACAAUAUUGGAUUGUUCUUAAUUGUUUUGGUAUGGCUAGAUUUAAAGCACUAUUUGAACUUUAUCAAUCAUCAAAAAAAAUGCCAUUUAUAGAUCCAUUUGAUGAUACAGAUAUUUCUGGACCAAAUAAUCCAGAUGUUGUUUAUAAUUGGUCUGAAUUAAAAGAAUAUUUUUUUGAUAUACUUCUUGGAAGAGAAUUUAUGAUGUCAAGAUCAGCAAGUAUUCUUCAUGUUCUUGGAUCAGUAACUGCUUUGUGUUGUGUUGACAAAAAAGGUAUACUAUCAUGGGCAAAUCCAACAGCUGAAAAAGUAUUUUUUUUACGUAAUGCAAGUACAUUGUCAAGAUCAUCAAGUACAGUUAGUCUUGAAAAACAACAAGAACCACAAAUGAAAACAAAUGAUGCAAAUAAAAGUAAUGAUAAAACCGAUAAAAAUGAUACAACCAAAAUACCAUAUUCACAAUCAGAUAUAUCACACUCAGUUGCUGAAGUACUUGAUUUAACACAUGAUCAUGCAUUACCAUUUAGAUUACAAUUUGAUGAUCAAUCAUGGAGACAACAUUUGAAUUCAUUAAAACCACUUGGUUUAGCAAUAUUAUUAAAUACAUGUAACAUGGAAACACAAGAACAUUAUACAAAAUUUUGUUGUCAUGUUACAUGUGAAGCAUUGUACAAUGAAAAUCUUGUACCAGUUACAAAUAGAAGGAGCCAGGAUAACUGCAAUAGAAUUGAUUUAAUCAGUAGAGCUAGAAUGCCAUAUUCAAAUGAUCAAUCACAUUCGUAUGAAGAAAUUGGAAGCCUUGGAAACAAGUGGUGUUUGUGUGAACUUGCCAAACAAAUUGGCUUUCAAGAUCAAGCUCAAGAAAUAUUUCAACUUGAACAACAAUUGGCAACAUUUAGACAUGUGCAACCAGAAAUGGUUAGACGUGAUAUUAAAUUUGCUCGUUCACUGAGUAUUGCAACAAAAUUAAAAUUUCCAUUUCCACAUAUGAUGGCAGUUGUUGUUAAAGAACGUGCUGGUGCUGGAUUACAAUUAUUAACACAAGGUACUGCUGAUGUUAUUCUUGAUUCAUGUAUUGAAUUUUGGGAUGGGCAUGAUCUUUGUCCAUUGACACCAGCUGAUAGAAAAAAAGUACAAGAUUUUUAUCAAAGAUCAAGCUUAACAGCAUACUGUACAGCAUUUGCAUACAGACCAUUGAUACGUGGUGUUAAUAAUAAAUUAUCAAAUGUUUAUUUGGAACUUCCAUCAGAUUGUAAACAUUUAUAUGCACCACAUAGAAGUCCAACACCAAUACCAUGGGAUUUUAGAAAUAUUUUAGAUCCACGUGCAAGAAGUUUAUUUGGACAAUUUCAUUCAACAGAUUCUUUACUUUGUAAUGAAAAUAAAGACGAUGAGGUAAAUGAUGUUGACAGUUGUUUUGAGCUACAGUGCAAUCAAAUAUUUAUUGGAAUGGUAACAAUGCAAUAUCAGGCUCAAGCUGAUAUGGUACAACUUAUUGAACAAUUAGAAAGAGCAUGCAUAAGAUUUGUUCACUUCAGCAAGGAAAAUGAAUUACGAUCUCGUGUAUUCUCAGAGAAGAUGGGUCUUGAAAGUGGAUGGAAUUGUCACAUUUCAUUACUCAGUGAAAAACCUAGAUCAGAAAGUCCAAUCGGAGGUUGGGUGAGUCAAGCAGCAGCCAUGUCCUCACCAACACCAUCCGUACAAUCUUACCAGAAUAAUUAUAACUGCAUGGACGAGGCAAGCCAAUUGCUUUAUCCUCGUAUUAAUAAUCCUCGUACAAAUUUAGAUUCUAGUAAAGCAAUGAGUAUGUCAGCACCAAGUGCAAUUAAUACUGAUUAUUCAAUUGUUAAAUUUGAUGAUGAAGCAACUGAAUGGCACAAUGCUGAUCCAUCACAAGCUAAAAGUACAACAAGCCAAAGUUUAAAUCAAAAUGGAAAUAUUGAAGGACUUGAAUCAGUAGAAAAUGAUACAAUUAAAAGUGACGACAGUGUACUUGUACAAAGUGUUGAUCUUGGUUGUGGUCAAGAAAUAUGGAGAUCAUUAAGUUGUUUAACUGAUAGUACUGAACAAAGUGCACCAGUUAAUUUUGAUUUAUCAAAUAGAGCAAAAUUACCACGAGGUAUUGAUAAAAUAAGACCUCAUAUUGAAUUAAUUGAUAAUGUACCAUUAUUAGUAUCAUUAUUUACUGAUUGUAAUACUGCUGUAACACGUGAAAUGUUACAUAUUAUGCAGGAUUAUGGUGAAGUUGUUUGUGUAUUAGGUUCAUCAGCAAAUGCUGAAAAUAUGGCAAUAUUUAUGCAAGCUGAUGCUAGUGUUGCUGUUGAACCACUUUAUCCUCAAGUAUGUCAAAAAGUACCAGUUAUUAUUGAUACUAAAGAUGAACAAGGACCAUCACCAAUUGAUUUAAGUAGAUCAUUAAAUUCAAUAGCAUGCUCAUUGAGUGUUAAACGUGAAGAUUCAAUUGCCCUAUUUCAUUUUGUUAUGGAAGCUAGAGAUUAUAUGAAAUGUCUUACAAAUUGUGUACAAUUUUGGUUGUGUUGUAAUGUUACAUUAUCAUUUACACAAUUAUUAUCUUGUUUUUUAUUAUUACCACCGAUAUUUACUGUUGGACAAAUAUUAUGGCUUACAUGUUUGAUAAUACCAUUAUUAUCUGUAUCAAUGAUUGCAACACCAACUGAUCCAACAAUAAUGCAACGUGCAACUGGUAAAAAUCAAUGUGUUGUUAAUGGUAAAACAACAAUGUUUGUAUUGUGGUGUUAUGGAAGUAAAUUUUUACCAACAAUUCUAAUAACUGUUACAUUUCAAAUGUUUAUGUACAUGAUGAUUUGUCCAAAUUUUACCAACAAUGAUCAUAAAUGCUUUUAUGUUUAUCCAAAUACAACAAGUAAUUUUACCUGGGGUGGGUGGGGUAAAUAUCCAAAUAUUAUAUUGAUUAUACAGCAUCUUGCAUUGACAAUUAUUGUUUUACAUUUUGUUACAAUAUCAAGUGGUUUUGUACAUAGAGAAUAUUCAAUUUGGCGAAGAUUGCCAUUUACAAAUUGGCCAUGGUUUUUUUGUGGAUUUUUAGUUCUGGCAUUGCAAGCAUUUUUCUCAUUUAUUUAUCUCUAUGAUAUUAUUAAAAUUGAACAAAAAAAAUUUAUAAAUUUACCAAUACAUUUAUCAGUAUUUUUAAUGCUAUCAUUACCCUUGGUUUUUGUAAUAAAUGAAUUUGUCAAAUGGCAAGAAAUUAAAGCAAAUGUCAGAUAUCAAAAAAGAGCACGACUAGAAUUUGGAACAAAAUUAGGCAUGAAUUCGCCAUUUUAAAAUGAUAAUUUUUUGAUUUUUUUUUUUUUUUUCAAUGCCAAAUAUUUGCCUACUUACAAAAUAAAUUAAAUAAUAUAUUUAAAUAUUUUUGUCAUUGACGAUGUGGUCCAAAUGAAAAAUGAUAAAAAUAAUUUAUUAAUAUUUACAAUUAAUACGUAUAAAAAUGCACAUUGUAAUGUAUUUUUUUUUUUUUUUUUAUAAUCAUUGCUUUUAUUAAUUAAGCAUUUAAGCAUAUUUCUAUUUGGACUUCAGAGAAAUAAUAUUUUUAUACAACCAUAAACAUUUUUUAAAAAAAUAUAUAAAAAAACAAGUCAACCAUAUUGAUAAUAGUAUUUCAAUGCGAUAAAUAUCCAAAAAUAAUUAAUUAUUACCAUAAAAAUAUUUGAUAUUAUUUAUUAAAUUUAUAUACAUACUACAAAUGGCAAUAGCAAUAAAUUAUUUCAAUAUCUUUUGUGUGUGUGUGCAUUAGUAAAUUCUAGAAAAUUAAAUUAUACAAAAAAAAAAUAAAAAAUAACUAAUUAAAUUAUUAAAAAUAUUGUUGUGGAUGGUUGAAAAAAAAACUAGCAAUUGAUAAAUUUAUUGAAUCAUUGUCAUGUUAAUUUUAUAUUUAUUUAUUCAAUGUAAAAAAAAAUAAUUGUAAUAAAAUAAAUUAAAUCGAAAUAAUGUUAUUUUUUAAUAUACAUAUUUAUUCAUUUUUUUUUUCAUAUUAUUUUCAAUUAAAAUUAAAAUACUCUGUACAAUAAAUAUAGCAAUAAAAAAAAUUGCACAAUGAAAUGAUUCGUAUAAUAUUUUUGGUGAAAAUACUGUCCAUAUGAAUAAAUGAUAUCUUUGCAUGCUUAUAAUUAUUGUGUAAAAUAAAAAUGGUAAAAAAUGUAUAACAAGACAUUGUUGAUUUAAAUUAAUUAUCAUUGAUGAAUAUUCAUUAUUAUUAUUAAUUGUUUUGAUGUAUAUUAAUAUUAAAUAUUCAAUAAUUCUCGAUGAAAAUGUGUUGAUUGAUAAAUAUAUUGUUGCAAUUAUUGGAUUGUAUGAUGUUAAACCAACAUAACCAGCAGCAACAUCAAUUGUUGCUAAACUAUUUGAAUUACCCUGAUAAAAAUAAUAAACAUUACCAAUUAAAUAACUAAUAAAUAUACAAUUUGUAUCAUUUGUUAUAUAUUUAUGAAUAACAAUACUUGUCACUAUUUGAACUGGUAAAAUUAUCACAUUAUGAGGACGAUGAAGUAAUGCUGAUAUCAUUAUUAAAACUUCAAUGAAAAUAAAUAUUAUUUG